CUAUUAGAUCAGAUGAGAGCUAUGGCGAGGAACGGGUUGGUUCUCUGUUUGGUUGGAUUCCUCCCUCUAAUACAGGGCUGGUAUCAGAACCAAAAUCAAAAUGUGAACAUCAAUACGAAUUCCGUGGAGCCUUUUGUUUUCGUUAGUCAUUCUAAUGCAGCUUCAUACCCAAACACAAAUGUUGUUACCCACACUCAAGGAACGCAUGAUACCCAUGUCAGAUUGAAUUUCCAUGCACCGAUCAGCAAUACCUUCACUCCAACUCUUAACAUAGGAGGAGGUGGUUGGGGCCCAGCUAAGGCACCAUCGGCUCCUCCCAAAACUGCAAAAGCACCGAAAAAGUCACCUACACCGAAGAAAUCACCCAAAAAGAUGAAGCUCCCCAAGAAGAAAGCACCAGCUCCACCAAAAGCCAAGAAUCCUGUUCCCCCUACCACCUUACCUCCAAUCCCGACAACGCCUCCACAAAAAGCCCCGAAAAAGGCUCCAAAGAAAAAAUCUGGAGGUUCUCCCAAGAAGAAGGCUUCAUAUCCGCCUCCAAAAGGUGGAUCACCAUACCCACCACAAAGACCGCAGUCCCACUUCGUUAAUAUUAAGUCUAUCAGAUAUCCAAGCAAUCAAGUGACCGUUAUAGGACAUCAAAAUGAAGUCCACACAGUGGCUGGGCUACGAAACAAUAUACAAUAUCAAAAGAAGGUGAUGCCACGACCAAGUCCUAACCCAAAUAUGCAAAUUUUGUUGAAUCUCUUGCAAAAAAUGAUUGUGAAAGUAAAUAAAAAGCCUGCUCCAACAACAACGACUACCACAACAGCAGCCCCUGAAACAACCACAACAACAACUCAAGCAACGACCACUGAAGCCACCACUACCACCACCACAGAGGCUACCACAACCACAACCACUCCUGCUCUAACAACCACACCAGCUACCACCACAACCACUGCUGCUACAACUACAACAACUGCGCUUCCAUUCCCAACCUAUACAAUCCAGCCCAUCAACCAACAGUCUCUUUUGAUGGAGGCCUUACUCUCACAUAUGUUAGAGCCUAGUGCUGGCAGUUCGGCUUCUCUGAACUACAUAGGAAAUACGGGAAAACAGAUAUCAUUGAACAGUGGAACGGCUUCACAGGGUAGUUCUUCUUCGCUAAGUAACUUUGGAUUAUCGUCCCAAGCUGCUACUGGCUCUCAGACCAACGUAGGACAGGGAUCUCAACUGGGAUUAGGAGCUGGAUUUGGAAACUCAGUGGCUCUUGAUGUAUAUGCUGCAGCAUUGGCCAAUCAGGCCACCUCACCCAACCCUCUGUUGGACCCCUUACAGCUACCUGGAGUCCUGUCAGGUUCGCCAGGAGGUGGCGCUAACACUGCUCCGGCCGACCUCGCCUGGCUACAAAACUACAUUCCACAGCUAGCACUUACCAAGCACGGAAAGGUUGCUGUUGUGAAGAAAUUGGCCAAUAAUAACAAAACAAAAGCUUUCAUAAGCAAGAAACUAUCAGUUUAGAACGGAUAAUUCAGAAUCAGUAUUAAAGAAAAGUGUGUAAAACGUUUGGAUGUAAGCGGAUGCAAGACUGUGUUUGUAUAUAUACCUCAGGAUACGACUUUAUGAUAUAAUUGUUCUUAAAUUAUUUCACUUUAAAUGUUAAUUUAUUUAUUGUAUUUUGUAAUAAAUAAUAAAUUA
Saccostrea cuccullata (small rock oyster) is the source of this 1680-nucleotide messenger RNA. RefSeq names its product mucin-5AC-like. Bases 13 to 1503 code for a protein of 496 amino acids. The record is from RefSeq and is a predicted model, not a curated record. Lineage: Eukaryota; Metazoa; Mollusca; Bivalvia; Ostreida; Ostreidae. The transcript has 2 exons.